UUUCAGCUUCUCUUCUGCUUUCCCUUUCAAACAAAAUUUAUUUUAUUAUUAAUAUGUCAAUUAAUGUACUACUUAAACCUUCCAAUUUCUGUUUCCUCCAGAGUUAUAAAGAUUUUCUAUUUUCGAAUUUCAGUUGACUUCGAUAUUUUUUAUUUUCAGAAAUUGAUUCUGUGAUUCGAUUUGUUGAUUGAUCCAUGUCGUCGGAUAUAAGCUAGUCUAGUCUCCCCACACAUACUCUACUCUGUUUUCGUCAAACAGUCGAUUAGUUAUUUUCGUCUUUUUCUUUAUUAAAUUUCAAAGAAUAAUUCCGUAUAAUUUGAUGGCGAAAUCGUCCUACACAGUUGACAAAACCUCCUUGUUGUUCGGAAAUUUGAUUGGUCUCUUACUAUUCGUUAGUUAUUGACUGAGGAGAAUUGUGAGUGAGUGAGUACGUUAGGGUUUCUAAAAAGUAGUUAGCGGUUGAGUGAGGUUGGUUGAGGAGAGGAGGGAUGGGUAGGGGUUGGCUUUUCCUGGCAACGGUAGGACCACCGAUAAAGCCGCGGGCCGGAUUGCGGAGAAAGCAAGCUGGAAGAGGCUCAUACAGAGGCAGCUAGGCUCAGCUUGAGGCUGAACACAAUCAACGAGACAGGGCCCAGGGGCGUUGUUUUUUAGUAUUUUCUUUUUCUUGUUUCGAGAGCUAAGUGAAGUGACAACUCCGUGUGUUUUUGUUUUUCACGAUUUCUGUUUUUCAUUGAGGAAAAAGAUGGAUACUGGUACUCCUGAGCUACACGGAGUACUGAAAAACCUCUGUUUCAAUACGGAAUGGAAGUACGCCGUCUUUUGGAAGCUCAAACAUCGGGCUCGCAUGGUGUUGACCUGGGAAGAUGGUUACUAUGACAAUUGUGAACAACUUGAUUCUUUAGGGAAUAAGCGUUCAGAUGACACACUUGAAAAUUUGCAUGGUGGGCAUUAUUCACAUGAUCCCCUUGGGUUGGCUGUGGCAAAAAUGUCUUAUCAUGUUUAUUCUUUGGGGGAAGGGAUUGUUGGGCAGGUAGCAGUUACUGGAAAGCAUCAGUGGAUCUUCGCAGAUCAACAUGUUACUAAUUCUUUCUCAUCUAUUGAGGUUUGGUAGUUAUUAUGCAAUAGUAU
Molecule: messenger RNA, 1128 nt
Organism: Pistacia vera
Lineage: Eukaryota; Viridiplantae; Streptophyta; Magnoliopsida; Sapindales; Anacardiaceae
Product: transcription factor EMB1444-like
Exons: 3
Coding region: 743-1111 (122 amino acids)
Biological process (GO): regulation of DNA-templated transcription
Molecular function (GO): DNA-binding transcription factor activity
Source: RefSeq, a predicted model, not a curated record